UGCGGGCACUCAGUGUGAAAUUUUCAAUUAUUUCGUAAGUAUCGCAGGAAAGUUCUCGAUUUCAACAUGGGCAAACCUAUUAUUUAUGGAACCGAUGGGAGUCCUGCUGUUCGUGCAGUCCUACUCACAGCUCACGCCAUCGGUUUGGACUACGAAUUCCGCGAAAUUAGCUUGCAAAAAAAUGAGCACAAAACGGAAGAAUAUCUGAAAAAGAACCCCCAACACACCAUCCCCACCCUUGAAGAUGAUGGAAAGUAUAUUUGGGACAGUCAUGCCAUCAUCACAUACCUUGUCGGGAAAUACGCAAAGGAUGAUGCCUUGUAUCCUAAGGAUCUGUAUAAACGCGCAGUAAUAGACCAGAGGCUCCAUUUUGAAAGCAGCGUUUUAAGUCCUCGAAUGAUCCGAAUGUUUGGUUUUGGGCCCUCCAACAAGGAUCCACAGGCACUUGAGAGUGCUAAAACCGCCAUAGUCGAAGCUUAUGAGUUCCUUGAAAAAUUCAUUGGUAGCAACCAAUACUUCGCUGGAGACUCCCUCACGGUUGCGGAUUUGUCAAUCUUGGCUACCUUUUCAACUGUGAUUAACUUUGUACCUGCCGAACAGGGAAAGUUCCCGCAAAUAAGUAGCUGGUUAGAUCGGUUGACCAAACUUCCUUAUUAUCAAAAGGCAAACGGUGAAGGACUGGAGAAAAUUAAGGCGUUUAUCAAGAAAAUGAGCUCUUGUUUUCAAUUAUUCCGUGAGCAUCGUAGGAAAGUUCUUCAUUUCGGCUUCAACAUGGGCAAACCUAUUAUUUAUGGAAUGGAUAGAGGGCCUACGGUUCGGGCAGUGUUACUUACAGCUCACGCGAUUGGUUUGGACUAUGAACUACAUGAAAUCGACCCUCACAAAAAUGAAACUAAAACAGAAGAAUUUUUGAAAAAGAACCCCCAACACACCAUCCCCACCCUUGAAGACGAUGGUAAAUGCAUUUGGGACAGUCAUGCUAUCAGCACAUACCUAGUGAGUAAAUACGCAAAGGACGAUUCCUUGUAUCCUAAAGAUUUGUACAAACGCGCAGUAGUAGACCAGAGGCUUCAUUUCGAAAGUAGUGUUUUGAGCCCUCGAAUGUUUGCUUUUGGGGCCGCCAGGAAAAGCACUGACCCACAGGUAUUGGAAAAUGCUAGAACCUCCGUACUCGAAGCUUAUGAUUUCCUUGAAAAAUUCCUCGGUGGCAACGAAUAUCUCGCUGGAGACUCCCUCACAGUUGCGGAUUUUUCAAUUUUGGCUACCUUCUCAACUAUGAUUAGCUUUGUACCUGCGGAACAGGAGAAAUUCCCAGGAUUAUGUAACUGGUUAAAUCGGUUAACCCAGCUUCCUUAUUACCAAAAAGCAAAUGGUGAUGGACUGCAGAGAUUUAUGGAGCAUAUCAAGAAAUUGGCCUCUCAAUAAGCAUAAGAUGAUCCUUAAGUUAUAGGUACCAUGCGUGUGGAGUGUAAGACAGAAUGAAGUGCAAUAAAAUUAUGUAAAAUUAGAAUA
Messenger RNA from Hermetia illucens (black soldier fly), 1512 nucleotides. RefSeq lists its product as uncharacterized. Bases 67 to 1425 code for a protein of 452 amino acids. NCBI's taxonomy places the organism in Eukaryota, Metazoa, Arthropoda, Insecta, Diptera, Stratiomyidae. The record is from RefSeq and is a predicted model, not a curated record. Gene Ontology annotation, molecular function: glutathione transferase activity. The transcript has 4 exons. Gene Ontology annotation, biological process: glutathione metabolic process.